CCUGACACCUCUCGCGCGUGUGCUCGUGGGAUAUAAACGCACAGCUCUCCUCAAUCACACACCAACUCAUCAACACAAACCAAGUAGUAACAACACGAUCGCUCCCUUUCCCGUAUCCAGCUAGCCGUCUGGCUCUUUGCUGAUCUUCGGCAAGCUAGCUCGAUCAGUCGAUCGAUUGCACCGUCAAUGGCUUCCACUCUCACCGCCGCGUUCGCCAUUCUCGUCGUCAUCGCCGUCGCUGUGCAGCCGGCUCGUGGUGCCCAGCUGGCGUGCGAGGAGCUGCCGCCGGACGUGUGCGCGUUCGCGGUAUCGUCGGGCGGGCGGCGGUGCGUGCUGGAGCGCACGCCGGAGGGCGCACACCGGUGCCAGACGUCGGCGGUGGGCGGCGCGCGGGGCCUGGCCGCCGGGUGGGUGGAGACCGACGCCUGCGUGCGCGCCUGCGGGGUGGACCGCGCCGCGCUGGGCCUCCCCGUGGCCAGCGCCGCGGCCGAGGACCGCCGCACCCUCCGGGCGCUCUGCUCGCCGGCGUGCUGGGACGGGUGCCCCAAUGUCGUCGACCUCUACGCCACCCUCGCCGCCGCUGAAGGUAUGUCGCUGCCGGCGCUCUGCGAGGCGCAGAAGAAGGCCGCCAACCGCCGCAUGAUGAUGGCCGGUAUGGCUCCAGUCGGCGCUCCGGUCGUGGCUCCGGCGGCGCCCCCGGUCGUGGCUCCUCCGGUCGCGCCUCCGGUGGCUGAGCCUCCGGUGGUUGCGCCGCCUCCAUGCGAGGAAUGGUGAAUUCAUAAACAGCAUCGAUUGUAUUUGUACUGCUCAAAGUGUUCGGACGAUACCCUUGUUCAGUGUGAGUGCUAGAUGUUCCACAUAUGUAUCGGAGAUAGUCCCAUUGUUUUAGCGUGAAAUAAAGCCGUACGAAGCUGCAUUCGUGUAA
Molecule: messenger RNA, 925 nt
Organism: Setaria italica (foxtail millet)
Lineage: Eukaryota; Viridiplantae; Streptophyta; Magnoliopsida; Poales; Poaceae
Product: calphotin-like
Exons: 3
Coding region: 187-774 (195 amino acids)
Source: RefSeq, a predicted model, not a curated record